AUGUCGUCCGCAGCAGAAGCAUCGACACCCCCAGAUCGGGAUUUGAUCGAAGAGAAGCCGGGUCUGGCACAUACUGUCUCGACUGGAGCUAUCUCCAUCAGUCCCGAACUGUUUGAGAAACUUUAUCUUACUCCCAAAGUUCCUCAUUCUGGAGACAACAUCAAACGAUUUGCCAAUCCGACCCCUCUAGGUUUCGUUGGCUUCGUCAUCUCGACCAUGACCUUUGCAAUGGUCAUGAUGGGCUGGGGUGGUGCCGAAGGCCUUUCGCCAGUCGUCGGAAUCUUUUUCUUCGUUGGUCCUGUCCUUCUCGUCUUGACCGUCAUCUUCGAAUGGAUCAUGGGCAAUUUCUUCUCUAUGAUGGUGUGCGGCCUCUUCGCCGUCUUCUGGCUGAGCUUUGGGAUGUUACAACUGCCCACUCUGGGCCUUGCAGCGCCAUACUCGAGCUCCGGAACCAAUGCUGUCACGGGAGCUGUGAGCAAAGAGUAUAACGCUGUCAUCGCGUUAUAUCUGAUUGUCUGGGGUUUUGCGCUCUUUACAUAUUUCAUCUUCACGCUCAAGACCAAUGUUGUCUUUGCUGCCAUCUUUUUGUUCGUCAGCAUUGCCGCCUGGGUCCUCAGCGGAGCAUACUGGAAAGUGAGCAAGGGCGACUAUGAUAACGCGCAUACAUUGCAAGUUACAGGUGGCGCGCUCUUGUUCAUUGUCGGCUGUUUAGGAUGGUACAUGUGUUUUGUGAUGAUGGCGGCGGAGAUGAGGAUGGCUAUCACUCUUCCGGUGGGAGACCUGAGCCAUUUCUGGCCAAGGACAGAUGUCGAGAUGGGCAAAGCCGAGAAGGAAGCUUGA
Exophiala oligosperma is the source of this 840-nucleotide messenger RNA. RefSeq lists its product as uncharacterized. Gene Ontology annotation, cellular component: plasma membrane. The record is from RefSeq and is a predicted model, not a curated record. Bases 1 to 840 code for a protein of 279 amino acids. Gene Ontology annotation, molecular function: acetate transmembrane transporter activity. The transcript is spliced from 5 exons. NCBI's taxonomy places the organism in Eukaryota, Fungi, Ascomycota, Eurotiomycetes, Chaetothyriales, Herpotrichiellaceae.